GCUCCGCCCCCGCCCCCCCAGCGAUUCCUGCGGACCCGGCUGCGGAGACACCUGCGACCCCGAGCUGCGGCGCCCUGCGGGGAUGCCCUCCCCUGUGAAUGCUCUGGGUCAGGCCAGGUCCUCUCGCUCCAACAUGGCCCCAGACACCUGCUGCUGCUCCGCUGUGGCUUUGCAGCGGAGGCUGCCUAUCCUGGCAUGGCUACCUGACUACUCUCUGCAGUGGCUGAAGAUGGACUUCAUCGCUGGGCUCUCGGUUGGGCUCACAGUCAUCCCCCAAGCUCUGGCCUAUGCAGAAGUGGCUGGACUCCCACCCCAGUUCGGCCUCUACUCUGCCUUCAUGGGAUGCUUUGUGUAUUUCUUCCUGGGCACAUCCCGGGACGUGACUUUGGGCCCCACGGCCAUCAUGUCUCUCCUGGUGUCCUUCUACACUUUCCACGAGCCUGCGUAUGCUGUGCUGCUGGCCUUCCUGUCAGGCUGUAUCCAGCUGGCCAUGGGGUUCCUGCGUUUGGGCUUCCUGCUGGACUUCAUCUCCUGCCCCGUCAUUAAAGGCUUCACCUCCGCUGCUACCGUCACUAUUGGCUUUGGACAGAUCAAGAACCUGCUGGGACUGCAGAACAUCCCCAGGCAGUUCUUCCUGCAGGUGUACCACACCUUCCUGAGCAUCGGAGAGACCAGGGUGGGUGACGCUGUCCUGGGGCUGGUCUGCAUGGUGCUGCUGCUGGUGCUGAAGCUGAUGCGGGACCACGUGCCUCCUGUCCACCCCGAGAUGCCUCCUGGCGUGCGGCUCAGCCACGGGCUGGUGUGGACUGCCACCACAGCUCGCAACGCCCUGGUGGUCUCCUUUGCGGCCCUGGUGGCAUACUCCUUUGAAGUGACUGGAUACCAGCCUUUCAUUCUAACUGGGGAGACGGCUGAGGGGCUCCCUCCAGUGCGGACCCCUCCCUUCUCAUUGACCACGGCCAACGGGACCAUCUCCUUCACUGAGAUGGUGCAGGACAUGGGGGCAGGGCUGGCCGUGGUGCCUCUGGUGGGCCUCCUGGAGAGUAUCGCCGUGGCCAAGGCCUUCGCUUCUCAAAAUAAUUACCGUGUUGAUGCCAACCAGGAGCUGCUGGCCAUCGGCCUCACCAACGUGCUGGGCUCCCUCGUGUCCGCCUACCCGGUCACCGGCAGCUUUGGGCGGACAGCUGUGAACGCCCAGUCGGGGGUGUGCACCCCUGCAGGGGGCCUGGUGACUGGUGCGCUGGUGCUGCUGUCUCUGGACUACCUGACCUCGCUCUUCUACUACAUCCCCAAGGCCGCGCUGGCCGCCGUCAUCAUCAUGGCCGUGGCCCCACUGUUCGACACUAAGAUCUUCGGGACACUCUGGCGCGUUAAGAGGCUGGACCUGCUGCCGCUGGUCGUCACGUUCCUGCUGUGCUUCUGGGAGGUCCAGUACGGCAUCCUGGCCGGGACCCUGGUGUCCUUGCUCAUCCUCCUGCACGCUGUAGCCAGGCCCAAGACCCAGGUGUCAGAGGGGCUGGUUCUUGUCCUGCAGCCGGCCAGUGGCCUGCACUUCCCUGCCAUUGAGGCCCUGCGGGAGGCAGUACUGAAGCGGGCCUUGGAAGGGCCCCCACGGCGCUGCGUGGUCCUGGAGUGCACCCACGUCUCCUGCAUCGACUACACUGUGGUGCUGGGCCUCGGUGACCUCCUGGAGGACCUGCACAGGCAGGGCGCGGCCCUGGUCUUCGUGGGCCUACAGGUGCCCGUGCUUCGUGCCCUGCUGGCCGCUGACCUGAAGGGGUUCCAGCACUUCUCCACCCUGGAGGAGGCAGAGAAAUACCUGCAGCAAGACCCAGGGACCCAGCCCUACAACAGCUGUGACGACCCCGUCCCAGAACACAAGAUCGCCCUGCUGAAGGCUUGAUACGGCCCUCGGUGGGCUCGGGUUGAAGGCUGUCCCAGAAGGUCCCUGUCACUGAUUUGAUACCGGAUGCCGACUUAUGGACUCGCUGGCCUGAAGGGGCUCAGGAGGGGCUGAGGUGGCUCCAGAGGAAGAGGGAGCCCACGGGGAUCCCAGGUGGGACUCCGGUGUUCUUUGGGACAACCGGAGAAACCUCCCUCCUGUCCCUGGGCAUGGAGCUUUUGGGGAGGGUGGCUUGGCAAGAGCCAUAUAGAAUGACAGACCAAGUGACAGAGGAAGGAACAGGGUUUCGCAGCUGGUGGGAGAGGCGAGCGGUACUGCACCUGCCCAGGUUCCGGCUCCGAGCUCCGGGCUGGGGCGGGCAGUGUCUGAGACACAGAUCUCCGUGCGGCUUCCGUGCUGUGGCUGGGAGGACACUGGUGUGACCAGUGACUUCAAAUCUGUUUAAAAAUCAUUCUGUGUGUUUUAAAUUGAAGUAAUAGCUUUGGUGUUUUGUAAAAAUCAUAGACGCCUAUUGUUAAAAACGCAGGAAACCACCCCCACGUCCACUCUGUCCAUCUCCCUGGAACUUCCUGCUCCCUGGAGUCCACACAUCGCCAGCGCGUGGCGCUCCUGGCUCCACGUGCUCUGUUCAUGGUGCUCUGUGACCUGCAUUCCCAUGCGUCGUUUGCUGUGAAUUAUUUACUGUGAUAAUGAAUAGUGUUGGAAUAAAUGGUUUUUAAUGUCUGCA
Sciurus carolinensis (gray squirrel) is the source of this 2630-nucleotide messenger RNA. RefSeq names its product solute carrier family 26 member 11 (gene Slc26a11). The transcript has 17 exons. Gene Ontology annotation, cellular component: membrane. The record is from RefSeq and is a predicted model, not a curated record. Gene Ontology annotation, molecular function: secondary active sulfate transmembrane transporter activity. The coding region runs from base 83 to 1903 and encodes 606 amino acids. Lineage: Eukaryota; Metazoa; Chordata; Mammalia; Rodentia; Sciuridae. Gene Ontology annotation, biological process: transmembrane transport.